Molecule: messenger RNA, 9396 nt
Organism: Penaeus indicus
Lineage: Eukaryota; Metazoa; Arthropoda; Malacostraca; Decapoda; Penaeidae
Product: rho-associated protein kinase 1-like
Exons: 28
Coding region: 135-4139 (1334 amino acids)
Biological process (GO): actomyosin structure organization; mitotic cytokinesis; cortical actin cytoskeleton organization
Cellular component (GO): cytoskeleton; cytoplasm
Molecular function (GO): small GTPase binding; Rho-dependent protein serine/threonine kinase activity; ATP binding
Source: RefSeq, a predicted model, not a curated record
UCGGCCAUAUUUACGUGCUGUCGCCGAGGAUGCCUUGUUCUUCGGCUAUUUCGCCCUUUUUAAAGCUCCUUUGAUGCCUGGAGACGAAGCCCUGACGCCGAGCAGUGGAUGAUGUGACAGGAAACGCGGCAAAAAUGGAGUCGAUCAAUGACACAGACCGUCUGCAGCGCCUCCAGGAUCUGGAGGGGCAGCUGCGGGACCCACGGGGUGUCAUGAAUGUCGACUCUCUCCUGGACUCUAUGCAGGCGAUGGUCGCAGACUUGGAUCAUCAAGCCAUCAAGAGAAAUAAAAAUGUGGAAGCCUUUCUCAAUAGAUAUCGGGAGGCUGUGCUGGAUGUGGAGAUACUUCGAAUGCGUGCUGAUGACUUCAUUAAUAUCAAAGUCAUUGGCAGAGGGGCAUUCGGAGAAGUACAAUUAGUUAGACAUAAAUUUACAAAGCAGAUCUAUGCAAUGAAAUUACUGAGUAAAAUUGAGAUGAUCAAAAGGUCUGAUUCUGCCUUUUUCUGGGAAGAACGAGACAUUAUGGCUCAUGCAAACUCAGAAUGGAUUGUCCAGCUGCACUUUGCCUUCCAGGAUUCAAAAUUUCUUUACAUGGUCAUGGACUACAUGCCAGGUGGUGACUUAGUGAACCUGAUGUCCAACUAUGAUGUACCAGAGAAAUGGGCCAAGUUCUAUUGCGCAGAAGUGGUCCUAGCACUGGAUGCAAUCCAUUCCAUGGGAUUUGUUCACAGAGAUGUAAAGCCAGAUAACAUGCUCUUGGAUGGUAGUGGUCACCUCAAACUGGCAGACUUUGGUACUUGUAUGAAGAUGGAUAAGGACGGACUUGUAAGAUCAGACACAGCUGUAGGAACGCCAGAUUAUAUCUCUCCUGAAGUCCUCAAGUCACAGGGUGGUGAAGGGGUCUAUGGGAGAGAGUGUGAUUGGUGGUCUGUCGGUGUCUUCCUCUAUGAAAUGCUAGUGGGUGACACACCCUUCUAUGCAGAUUCCUUGGUUGGCACCUACGGCAAAAUCAUGGAUCACAAAAAUUCACUUAAGUUUCCUGAUGAUAUUGAAAUUUCCAUAGAUGCCAAGACUUUGAUCUGUGGUUUCUUGUCUGAUAGAUUAACAAGAUUAGGUAGAAAUGGUAUUGAAGAAAUAAAAUGUCUUCGAUUCUUUAUCAAUGAUCAAUGGACAUUUGACACAAUUAGAGAAUGUGUACCUCCUGUUGUGCCUGACCUCGCAAGUGAUGAUGACACAAGUAAUUUUGAUGAAGUGGAGAAUGAGGACACCCCCGAAGAAAGCUUUGGAACCCCCAAGGCCUUUGUCGGGAACCAUCUUCCAUUCGUGGGGUUCACUUACUCCAGGGAUUACCAACUACUCACCUCUACAGACAAGACUGAUGGCAAAAGAAAUUUGGCAAGUGAUGGUAUGGACAGCAGUAAUGAGAUUGCUGUGCUGACAGCUGAAUUGGAACACCAGAGAAAUCAGGUAGAAGAACUAGACUCCAAGUACAGGGUGACCCUAAACCAGCUGGAUUCACUCAUCCAAAAGGAGCAGGAGAGACUACAGGAGAAGAGAGAUCUAGAGCGAAAGUUGGCUUUAUUACAACAUGACCUCAAAGAAGCCCAGAGAAAGGGGGAGUAUGAGGGUGAGAGUAGACGGAAGCUGGAUGCCCUAUAUCAGGAGGUUAAGAAAAAGCUCGAAGAUGAACAAAACAAACGCACUAGGGACCUGAACUCUGCGCAACAUGUCAGUGACAAGCUGAACUCUCUUGAAAAGCAGAUAAAAGAAGUUCAGGACAAACUGAAGGUUGAAACAGAUAACAACACAAGAUUGCGUAAACAAAAUGCAGAGCUAACAGUCAUGAACCAGCAGAAGGAAACGUCCAUUUCUGAUCUCUCGGAUAAGAUAUCCAGUGUCCAGACCAUCCGUGACGUGUUAGAGCGCGAUAUAGCAAACCUUGGAGCACAGCUGGACCAGGAGCGUGGGCAGAAGAACCACCAGGCAGAGCUGAUCUCGCAAGCUGAUGGCAAAAUUCAAAGUCUACAAGCGAAGCUUGAAAAUGCAUCUGAACGUGAGCAGAUUGCUCGCAAGGAAGCAGAAAAGGUUUCUGAACGUCUUGUACAGUUAGAGAAAGAUAGAACAUCUCUGGAGCUGGAAUUAAGAGGAAUGACAAGCAGAUAUGAGCAAGAAGCGCGGGCUUUGCGCGAAGCUAAUGCUGCCCCUACACACAACCACCAAUCUAGUGCUCAGGCUCUAGCAGCUUUGCAGGAACGACUCAAUUUGGAGAAGCAGAAACGCCAGCAAGCAGAGGCAUCUAGUCAGGAGAAGGAACGUCAAAACUCUAUGUUGAGCGUUGACUACCGGCAGCUCCAGCAACAGCUACACAAGCUUGAAGGGGAGCACAGGAAGGAGUGCGAGAAGGUCAAAGCUCUGCAGAAUCAGAUGGAGACAGAAAGUGAAAAGAGAACGGCCAUUGUUACCGACCUCCAAACUCAGUCAUCAGAAGUAUCCAUGUUGCGCACAAGAGAAAAACAGUUGGUGCGUGACCUUGAAGAGAUGAAGGAAGCGCGGUCUAGUCUAGAGGAGGAGCUGCACAAACUCAAAACCCAAAAAUCGGUUGACGAUGUGCAGAUGAGAGAACUGCAAGACACCCUGGAGGCUGAGCAGUACUUCUCAACAUUGUACAAGACUCAGGUACGCGAGUUGCGUGAGGAGCUGGAAGAGAAGGGCCGGCAAAUCCUUGAACUGGAGGAAGAACGUACAAGUCUAACACAGCAGUUACAACUUACAGUGGCCAGAGCAGAUUCCGAGGCUUUGGCACGUUCCAUCGCCGAGGAGACGGUUGCAGAUCUUGAAAAGGAAAAGACUGUUAAGGAGCUGGAGAUUAAUGACCUCAUAUCCAGACAUACUGUUGAUAUGAAUAACAAAGAGACUGCCUUCAAUGCUGUCAAGGAGAGAGAGGAAGAGCUUACAAAGUCUGUGGAAGCACUUAAGAAGGAGAAGGAAGCCCUUAAUUCUCAGAUCCAAAGCCUUGAGGAAGCAAAGAAAACUGCAGAUAAUGAUCGUAAAAAUGAACAAGACAAACUUAGUAAACAGUUGAAGCAGGAACAGCUCCUCAAGAUGCAAGCAGUCAAUAAGUUAGCAGAAAUAAUGGCUCGCAAGGAGAACCUCCCAGCAAAUCGUAAACCCAAGGCUGCUGCCAUUGACCUCAGAAAGAAGGAGAAAGAAUGCCGUAAAUUGCAGCAGGAACUCACCAUGGAAAGAGACAAGUUCUCCCAGAUGGUUUCCAAACACCAAAAGGAAAUACAAGACCUCCAGGCACUGCUUUCUGAGGAGUGUCAAGCAAAAAUGAGACUACAGAUGGAAGCAGAUGCCAAGGACUCGGAGAUAGAAUCCCUGACGUGCAAGCUGGCCAACGUCAAUAGUGAGACAGCAUCACUCAGUAGUGGUGCAGAUAAUGAUCUAGAUGAGAUGGACAACCGGCUGGAGGGCUGGCUCUCAGUGCCUAACAAACAGAAUAUCAAACGUCACGGAUGGCGGAGACAGUACGUGGUCGUCUCCUCCAGAAAGAUCAUCUUCUAUAAUUCAGAGAAUGAUAAGCAAAACUCAGAUCCCAUAUUAAUCCUAGACCUUACGAAACUCUUCCACGUUCGUUCGGUUACACAAGGGGAUGUUAUUCGAGCAGAUGCAAGAGAUAUUCCCAGAAUAUUUCAGCUUCUGUAUGCUGGAGAGGGAGAGAGCCGUAAGCCUGGGGAGAACCCAGGUCCGUUGGCUCCGUAUGACAGUGCAGGCCCUGAUAAAGCAGGGACUAUAGUCCAUAAGGGUCACGAGUUCCUGGCCAUUAGCUUCCACAUGCCUACAAAUUGUGAGGUGUGUCAGCGGCAUUUAUGGCACAUGUUCAAGCCACCUCCAGCACUGGAGUGCAGACGGUGUAGAAUGAAAAUUCACAGGGAUCACCUAGAACGCAAGGAGGAAUUAGUUGCGCCAUGUAAAGUCAACUAUGAUUUAAAUACUGCCAAGGAAAUGUUACUUUUGGCACCCACAGUAGAUGAGCAACAGAACUGGGUGUUGCGGUUGUCCAAAAAGAUUCAAAAGUCUGGGUACAAGGCUAACAAUGCUGGAGGUCCCGACGGUGCCAAAGUCUCCCCAAGAAUGUAAAACCAUUAGGACAAAGCCGACUCAAACAGCAAAGAGUCCACCAGAUCAGCCUACCGUCCCUUCGUUGUACAGAAAUCUGCAACUUUGCCCCCCAACUCCAAUUUAAGCAGAAAAUAGUAAAUGCUAGUUGCCAGUGUGUUUUGAUUUAGACAUGCAAGCCUAAUAUGGUUUGGUUGAGAUUGCUUAACUAGUGAUAAUUUUCAAAAUCAAAGUGAUAAUAUGCAAUGUUUUCACUUAGAAAUUGACUUGAUGGAAAAAGUGACGCAAUCCCUCCAUGCACAUGAAAAAGGAAUGUGAUUGAACAAAACAGUGAACAGUGAAUUGACAGUAGUCACUUAUAACACUAUUGAAUGGACUUGCAGUGUAGAGUGAUUACUCUUGGUUUGAGCAUAAUGUAGGCAAGUGCCUUAACUGCCCUAGUUAGUUGCAAUUACGGACUUUGUAUAAUCCCAAAAAUACUUUCAUUCAGGUGUAAGACCCAGUAGUGUGACAUGAGGAUAACAAUAAUUAUGAUAUUUUGCUGAAUCACUGAUGAAGUGGAAAGCUAAAAGAAUUUUUGGUACAAGAAAGCCUUAUUUUGUAUAUGUUUCUAAUAUUAUCUGUAACAAUUUUAUACGUAGGUAAGCUGUCCUCCACUCUUGUCCAUGCGUUUAGACUGUUGAAGAUAAGUGUUUCAGAAGCCAAACUUAAUAGUCAGAAAGAAAAGGACUUACUUGAAAUUUCUAGACCUCAUUUAAAUAUAAUUGUAAAUGAUAUUAUAUAUUUAUUAUUAUUUCCUUUUUAAUGGAAUUGUAGAGCAACUCUUCCUGUCAGGAGAGGUCUGGUACCUCAUAUCCACCAGCAGCAGUAAACUAUACUAUAAAGAUACCAUUGCAGAUUGGAUAAAGAGAAUUCUGGGGUGUGUGUGCGAUGCAGUGUCCUUAUCAUAUAAUAGGUUUUAUACUAAAAUCUUGUAAAUAUUGACCUGCUUGAGAAGGUAUUCAUUGCUUUAAGUAAAAUGCAAGUUAAAAUCUCUAUUCAGUAAAGUUAUUUCAUUCUGUAUAUGAAAAUGACUAAAUAUCACCAAUAAGUUGAAAGAAUUGUUUGAGAUGUUACGAAGUCUUCCCUCCCCCCUCCCCUUUUUUUUUGUGCAUUACAGCAUUUUUGAUCCUUCAUCUAAAGGAGCCAUUUUCAAAAACUUUUAAGAAUGAGUAUGAAUGGUUUCAGAACUGCCAUAUUUGUCCUUUUUUUUAUCUUCUCUUGAUGCCCACCCCUACCCCCUCCCAUCCCCAUUUUUAUGUUAUGAUACUAUUUUUUAGGAAGAAAAAGUUAUUCGUACUCACAGGUUUUAUAGGUGACUAUAGUUUUUUUUUUUUUUUUUUUUUUUUUUUUUUUUUUUUUUUUUUUUUUUUUUUUUUUUGACACGUGAAGAGUUUCAGACCUAUGAGGGUUUGAGCCAGAAGUCCGAUGACCGUUGUGAUUUUCCCCCAUAUGCCAUCUGGUGUGUGAGCUUAUUAGGAUAGGCCUGUGGAGGCAGGUUCCUGAGGGGUAACAGAUGACCGAGUUCAUUAUUUUCCCCCCUUUCAUUCCACUACUUGUGUGAUACUUGUCUUUCUCCCCCCACCCCCCUUCCUUUUUUCCACUUUUUCAUGUUGAUUUUGACUGACUGACUCCAAACCAGAAAGCUUUGGCCCAGUUAAAGUUUUGGAAGAGUUGAAAUUUGCUCUAUUUAUCAAAUCUGUUGUCAAUCAUGAAUCCAUACCUAGAAUGAAUACAUUUUAGAAAGUCUUAUUAUAGAUUUUGUAUUAUUCUGAAAGUGCUUAGGAAUGCUGCAAGAUGUUGACUUCUAUUACUACACAAGUUGAAUAGUUUAUUCAUUUGUUCAUUUUACCUAAAAUAUUUUCAAGCUUUCAAUACUGUCCAGAAUAAAUUAAGACCAGAAUUUAGAUAGAAUCAUUUUAUAAAUAUUGUUCUUUCAUAUUAUCAUCUAUAUAAAUAGGAACUCGUUGUGAGUCUGCGCAUACCUUCAAAUUGAAGUCAGUAAAACAGCAAAAAUAGCUUUUGCGAGGCCAUAAGAUUUGUCUGUUCUGAGACAUAAGCUUUAGAUUGUUAUUGUAAAUAUUUUAUGAGGAAAAGAUGGUCCACCACAUUUAAACCAUCUCCUAUCAUCCUUGCUUCCUUUUUCUCUUUUUUUUUCCUCUCUGUCUCUCUCUCAUGGGUCCUGUUUGCUCAUGUAUCUACAUUUGUUUCCUAAUUCUCCUUCUUUUGUCACAGGGUUCAUGCACUCUCAAUUUUUCACCGGACAGAGAAGCAGUGCUUUACGUGUAUCUUACAGAGAUCUUAAGAAAUGUCCCACUUUGUAUGUGAAAGAAUGUGUCAGGAAGAGUUUUUUAUUCUUAAUUUUUCAUGUUGAAUGGAGUAAUAGUACAGUACUUGAACCUCAUUGUUUUAAGCUGUAGUGAUAGUACAGUGUAUUGUUGACAUUAGAAUGGUCUAGAAGUGUUGUUCGUCCUUUUUUGAUGGUAAUGAAACUUCAUCUUCAUAUUGAAGAGAGAGUAAUUUCAUUGAUAAGUGCUGAACUAUGAAAUAUUAUGAUACUUAGAUUUUAUCCAAAGUAUGAUAUAAAACUUGUAAAAAUUCAUUAAGUGGAAAAGGAAAACUUCCACUUGAUAAUGUCACUUAUUCUUCCUCAUUUUUUUUAUAUAUACACACACUAUUUUAUUGGAGUUAGUAAUGUGACUGGAAAGCAGUUCAGCUCUUGCAUAUUUGUUGCGCGUAUUGUCUCUCAAGAAGUGGCUUUGUUCCUGAAGUACACAUUCUAAGAUAUCAACACAAAAAAGUAUUUUAACUUACACGUCUAAGUACUAUAAGAUAUCCUUGUUUAUAGAGAAAGUAUUGUAUUGUAUUUUUGUACAAUUUGAUUAGCCGAGUAAUAAAUGUACCAUUUUGCCAAAUGUUGAUUCUGGGAAAUCAAAGAUUUUUUAGUAAAUUAAGUAAAAUUUAUGAUUGUGGUUAUAAUACAGCCUGUGUUGACGCUUGCAUAUAUGCCUUGCACAAUUGGAUAUGUCAGAGCUCCCAAAUUUUUUUUUCCUUCAGGCAGUGAUUGUGCCAUUAAUGAAAAUUCUUAUUUAAUUUUCUGUAUUACAUGACUCACUUCUCAUUGGUCAUUUUGUGAUGUAAAAUUAGUUUAGUCCAAGUGACCUGUGUCUUCUGGAUUCAUACAUUGCCUCAAGUUAAAGUCAUUGUCAUUUAUAUGUGAUCUGAAGAAUGGUAGGAGUGGAAGUAUAAUUUAUCUUGUGCUUUGAUACACUAGCCUGACCUCUUGUCCCUAGGGAACCAGUCUCUUUUAUGUAUUAUGCACUGAGAUGAUCUUGGAAAGUAGUGCAUUUGCAGCCUCCCUAGUGAGCUGUUAGUGUAGACCUGUUGAUGCAGUUCAGCCAAAUUAUUUGUAUCUAUCUCUCUCUUUCUCUCUCUCUCUCUUUAUCUCUCCCUCACAAACUGCCAGCCAGCCAUUUUUAUAGGCAGAGCAUCAGGGAUUUCAAUGAGGCUGUUUUCCAAUGUUGUGGUAAGGAAAACCAGGUGCAUUACCAUCCCUGAACAAGAUUUUCCCACUGUGUAACAUAUGUGAAAGUCUCCUCCUUCAUCACCAAGCUUUGUACAUUGCUGGAUUAUCUGUUGUAAUUUUCAGUCAUAUAUCAGUGGUAACACUCAGUGACUAGCAUUUAAGGGAGGUGUCCCAGUCUCUGCUUGCUGCCUUCCCAUUCAAGAGAUGGUUGCGUAACUUCUACAUCCACUGGGAACACCAGUCUCCUGUCAUUGGAGUGUCUGUCUUUUACCUUUUUUAAAUAAUUAGCCUUCUUUUUCCUUUCUCCAAAGAGAUAUGGCUGAGUGUGUUGUUUUCCGUGGUUUGUGCAGAAGAAAUCUUUUAACAAAUUGAUCAAGACUUUAGUUCCUAUCAUUCCUUCCAAUUAAUGUGUCUCCUGGCAGCAGGCGAGACAACCCUAGUGCCUGAGGAUUCAAGUGUGAUUGUAUUGCUUCCUAACGUUUCACAGCUCGGCAGAAAUAUUACUUAAAGUGUAUAGGGCAAAUGUUGGCAAUAGAUGAUUGUAAUGCAAACCUUUGAAUGUCGAGUGGGUUUGGCUUACUUACAUGCCAGUACAUUGUUUUUAUUAUCCUGCCUCAUAACUCAAACACUUGAUCCGAGUUUUGAGAUUAAAUGCAACUUGUAAGUAGACUCUAAAACAUACAAAUAUAUAUAUUGUGUGUAUAUAUACAGUAUAUAUAUAUUUAUACACCAAUAAGCAUCCCAUAAUUUUUAAUAUAUUUUACUUUGACCAGUGAGUGUCAGUCCAUAAUUAUGUCAUUGCUGUAGAGCUGUGAAGUCCAUAGAUGUACAUAGCUGUCCUGGCACCCCCAUGAGCCAGAUGAGGCACUAACGGCCUCAGUCACGGCGAAGGUUGUGUGUGCUGGUGUGUGUCACUGUGGUAUUUGGUUAUCAGUACCCCAGCAUUAGGGUAGGUGAUCCUUGUGGGCAGCUGGCCAUUUCAGUCAGGCUUUACAAAACAGAAUUGUAUGCACGAAUGUUAUUUGGUUGAUUAAGCCAUUGCCAGAUUUUUUAUCAUACAAACUGAAAGACUUUUCUUAUGUUUUAUAUUUUUUUACAGUUUCUGUUUCACAUUUUGUAAUGCUUGUAUAGAUAUUCUCUUUUUAAUGUGGGCAAGGGCUUUCAGAGAAUUUUGUAUAUAGUUUGGACUGAGUUGUCAUAUUUUAGAGAUUUUGAGAAAUUAAAAUGAGAAUCUUUUUUUUUUUCUUUCUUUUUCUUAUAAAAAAAAAUCAAAUAUAAUACCAAUAUUAAAGUACUCAAAGAAAAUUCUCUAAUGAGCUCUUAUUCAUGUUUUGAAAAUUUCACAUGGCUAUAUACAUGGCUACCACUUCCUGCAUUUUAGGAAAAGGAGAGACUUUGGGUAUAGAAUUUAUAAAAUUGAAUGCACAUGUAUGUUGAGCAGUAAGUCCACAGUGAUGUAGCCAGUUGUCCACAAGAGAUGAUUUAGCCAGGUUGUGUCCAUCGUUAUCAUGCAGGCCUACAGCAGCAACAGCAGUAGUCUGGCCAUUCAUGAUGGAGUCAGGAUGGCUUUCUAGGUAAGUCUUAGGACUUUUAAUUCCAAAUCAGAUUGAAUUUAUAUACCGAAGGUAAUAUGUACAAUCAGUCACUGUAUUAGAUUGUUCCUUAUCAACGAAUAUAAUCUACCAUAAUGUUAAUAAAAGACAUGAACUGAAA